CCACCGCCUCCUCUAAUCCGCCGGUGGUAGCAUCCCCUUCCUCCUGCCCACCGCCAGCACUGACGUUUCAAAUCUGCCACAAGCUCGCGUCCGACGAAUUCUACUUCCCUAGCGCGGGAUUUCUUGAGGUCGGAGCUGGCGCCGCCACCAUCUGGCAGGAUCCACAAUCGUCAACGAUUGACUGGAGUUGAAAUAGCUCAAGAAUUAUGACGAUCAUACUCUUGUAGUAGAAAAUAGAAAUGACACGACCAAAUUAAACGCGCCCUCCCAAAUCCCAAUCCCACCUCCAAAAGCCGCACUUCCAUUUCGCCUCCCCAAUCCCCACGCCACCCCACGGGCCACGGCGAGGGUCCCAGCCCUAGCGAGAUCACGAGGUCGAGGCAUGUCGAUGGCGGCGCUCCCGGACGACCUCGUCGACCAGAUCCUCUUCCGCCUCCCGUCCGACGACCCCUGGUGCUUCGCCCGCGCCUCCCUCGUCUGCAAGCUCUGGCGUGACCUCAUCUCCCACCCCACCUUCCUCCGCCGCCGCGCCCAGGCGCUCCGCCGUGCAGCCCCCUUGCUGCUGGGGUUCCUCCUCGACGAGGACGAUCGCGAAUACAGAGUCGACGAGCGCGCCCUCGCCUUCUUCCCCACUUCCGCCUUCUCCCUCCCAAUCCCCGACGGCGGCCCCUGGUCGCCGAGCGACUGCCGCCACGGUCGCGUCCUCUUCUGCUCCGCGGGCCAGGGCGACACGGAGGAGUUCCUUGUCUGGGAGCCCGUCACGGACAAGCAGUGGGUAGUGCCGAUACCUGCGGCGCAGGAUCACCGGAUUCACCGGCCGCACCGCUACCCCAAUGCGGCCGUGGUCUGCGCGGCCGAAGGGUGCGACCAUCGCAACUGCCUCGGAGGUCCCUUCCGCGUGGUCGUCCUAUUUCCCCAGGAGAGGCCGGGCGACGACCUGAUCACGUGGGCGUGCGUCUACUCCUCGGAGACUGGCGCGUGGGGUAAGCUGAGCGCCGUCCCCAACAUCUGCUCCUAUUACGCUGAGUCCAGUGUGCUGGUAGGGAGCUCUACACUCUACUCCUUCUCGAACUACGGGGACAUCUUCGAGUACAACUUGUCCACACAGAGCUUAGCUUUGAUCUACCCACCUCAAGACAAGGAUCAACUUUGGCGUGCAGUAAGCAAUCACGGAAUGGUCCUCAUGGUGGCGGAGGACGGUGGACUGGGAAUUGCCGAGGCCGACGAGUGGCUUCUCUGCCUUUGGUCAAGUAAGGUGAAUGACGCCGGUGUUGCAGAAUGGGUGUGUUACCGGGAGAUCCGCCUGAGCAUUGGCAGUUCGCUCCCAAAAGCCGCUCUCUCAGGAUGGGGACCUAUUAUGAUGGGAUUCGCUGAGGAAGCAAUUACCAUUUUUAUGAGCACCUCUGCUGGCAUCUAUAUAAUCGAUCUCAAGUCAGGCCGGGUGAAGAAGGUGUGCGACCAUGAAUUCUCCUUCAAAAUUUUGGUUCCAAUUGUCAGCUCAGGCCAUACACUCCCAGCACCUCGAUGCGAGUACCAGUACCCACCGUCGCCCACAUCUAGUGAGGAGGAGGAGGCGGACUCUUACCCAGUAAAGGAGGAGGAGGUGGUGGAGAAAGCACUAGAGCGGUCGCAUGAGCUCUUUGUAAAGGGGCGUAUGGCCAUCGAGCAACCGGACUUUGUCAACGGCAUUGACUGCCUCAGCCACGCCCUCGAGAUCAGGGCUGCACGUGACGGUGAACAUACUCCAGGAUGUGCCUUGCUCUACAAAGCUCAGGAAGAGGCAGUGAAGAGUGCAACCAGCAAAGCUUUUGCUGGAAACCCAAAGGCCUCUGGCAGCACUGUUGAGUGUGCCCCAUCUUUGGAGCAAGCUGGUACUGAAGAAGGGCAAAACUCAAAUGGCAUAGCUCAGGAAGAUAGAAAAGAUGAUGGUGACAAGUAUCAUGAUGAGAUGGGAGGUGAUGAAAAUGAUUCUGAUUUGAACCUGUCCUGGAAAAUGCUGAAUAUUGCAAGAACAAUAGUUGAGAAGAGCCUAGGUAACACUAUGGGGUGUGUCGUCUCUGCUCCAGGAGAAGCUGCAUCUGAUGCUGAAGGAAGCUCAAAAUCCUUUCAAGAAGACGAGAUAGAGCUUCGUACUGGCAUAUUGGCUGAACUCAAUAAGCUUGAAGACCUGGAGCAAGCAAUGACAACCCCAAGUACUGCCACAGUUGAGAUUAUGAUGAAAGUUGCCUCACAGGCAGAACAUAACGUUGACAAUACUUUGAUAAUGGUUGCACCAUUGAUUUCUUCACAGAUGGACGGAUUAAACGACAGCUUUGACUCCCCAGUCAUGCCUAAAUCAACAACAGGAAAUGCUGGAAGUAGUGUAACUGACCUAGAUGAUGUAGGCGGAGGCAUCAGACGAGCCAACGACGAGCCUUCCUGCGGUGAACCUUCUCCAAAGAGGCUUGCAGUUGCAGCAGAUGAUUCACCAUGAUAGCAACCAGAUAAAAGUUGUAAAAUUACAAAAGUAUGCCUGGAACUUUGUAUGAGGAUGUUCCAGUUCCCCCGUUCUGUUCCUCAAUACAGUACAGCACAAGUAGCUGCAGAAAACAGCUUGCUGCAAUUCAGUAUCUAUCAUCGGUAGAACCUGCAGAAUGACGUUGCUUGUUUCUCGUAGAAAUACUGUUUGUUCCGGUCCAAGAUGCGAAUUUGAUCUCA
Molecule: messenger RNA, 2697 nt
Organism: Brachypodium distachyon (stiff brome)
Lineage: Eukaryota; Viridiplantae; Streptophyta; Magnoliopsida; Poales; Poaceae
Exons: 4
Coding region: 383-2473 (696 amino acids)
Molecular function (GO): protein binding
Source: RefSeq, a predicted model, not a curated record